Messenger RNA from Akanthomyces muscarius, 834 nucleotides. RefSeq lists its product as uncharacterized. The transcript has 4 exons. Bases 1 to 834 code for a protein of 277 amino acids. NCBI's taxonomy places the organism in Eukaryota, Fungi, Ascomycota, Sordariomycetes, Hypocreales, Cordycipitaceae. The record is from RefSeq and is a predicted model, not a curated record. Gene Ontology annotation, molecular function: carbon-sulfur lyase activity.
AUGACGGAAAGCAGUGGAAAGAUUCGGUAUCAUGGAAAUUGCCACUGUGGCAAGUAUCGUUUCGAGCUGCUGAUGCCUGAGAUUACCUCAGGAAUGGAGUGCACUUGUAGGCAGUGCAAGAAGAAAGGCUACCGCUGGGUAGCGGUGUCAGGGGAUAGUUUGACAGUGGUAAAGGACGAUGGGAGCUUGAGGGAAUACAAUUCUGGGGUUCUCAUCGAUAAAUUUUGCCAAUCCUGCGGUAACGGCGUCACUGGAGUGCACUCUUCAGGUCCACUCAAAGGGCAGACGCUGGUCAACAUCAAUCUUUUGAUGGAACUGAACCCAUUCAAAGUCGGGGCCACCACGGUGAACACGGACGAAACCAAGCCAUCUCUGCCCGCGCUACCAACGGCAGACUCGCCAGCCGUGCAGCACGGAUCAUGCACCUGCGGACAAGUGCGGAUCGAGACGCUAUACAGAGUACAAGACAAGCAAAUCAAGUCUGACAAUUGCAGCUUAUGUAGCAGACUUGCCUUUGUCGGCUCCUAUGAAACCAAAGACGUUGUUCGCAUCCACGGCAAGGAAAAUACAUUCGAAUAUCUUUGGAACGCCAAGAUGGGCGGACCAGCCAUGUGCAAGACGUGUGGCGUGUAUAUGUUUUGGAGAAUCUAUGGCCCGCCCAUCAGCUUUUUCGACAAGCUGCCACCUGAGAGGCUUCCGAUCGUCAUGGAUAAUUAUGCAAAGAACAUGAAUGUGCAGCCAGUCAGUGUGCGCAUGCUUGAUGAUGUCGAAAUGGAAACUUUAAAAAUCGAUCAUGACGACUGCGGCACUGAAGGAUACACUCUCGAUAAUUAA